UCUUACAUUUACAACCAACUUUCGUCUUCUGAAAUGGAUUGGACUAGAGGCCAGACCAUUGGCCAUGGAUCCACUGCCGCUGUCUCCGUCGCUAAGUCACGUUUCUCCGAUGAGGUCUUUGCUGUCAAGUCAGUGGAGCUAUCCCAGUCGCAGUUAUUACAAAAGGAGCAGAAAAUUCUGUCCCAAUUGAGCUCCUCUUAUGUAGUUAGCUACAAGGGGUAUGAUGUUACAAAAGAGAAUGACAAACUCAUGUUUAAUCUUAUGAUGGAGUAUAUGCCGGAUGGUACACUUUCCGAUGAAAUUCGGAAACAGGGUGGUCGGAUCAAUGAGCCGUUGAUCGGGUAUUAUACGAAGCAAAUUUUAAAAGGACUAGAAUACCUACAUUCAGGUGGCAUAGCACAUUGUGAUAUUAAGGGGCAGAAUAUUUUGUUAGGUAAAACCGGUGCCAAAAUUGCUGAUUUUGGGUGUGCCAGGUGGAUUGAUCCGGCAGAGAGGGAUGGCGGCGCAGAGCCAAUUGGAGGAACACCGAUGUUCAUGGCACCAGAGGUGGCGCGUGGGGAAGAACAGGGGUGUCCUGCAGAUAUUUGGGGAUUGGGAUGUACAAUUAUUGAAAUGGUCACUGGUGGAUCACCAUGGACUAAUGUGACAAAUGCAGCUUCAUUGCUUUACAAAAUUGCAUUUUCAGGGCAAUCCCCUGAAAUCCCAAAAUUCUUGUCCUUACAAGCAAGGGAUUUCUUAAGCAAAUGCUUAAGAAGAGAUCCAAAAGAAAGAUGGAUAGCUAAACAACUCCUCAAACAUACAUUUCUUGAAGAAUUCAAUUUGAAUUCGAAUUCAAAUCAGAAUUUUGUGACGAGUUCUCCAACAAGCAUUCUUGAUCAAGACAUAUGGAAUUCCGUGGAGGAAUCAGAAACUACAAUAUUACAAACAGGUAGCUCUCCCCUGCAAAGGGUAAGAGAAUUGUGUUCGAAUUCAGGAGAAUUAAAUUGGAGAUGGAAUGAUGAUGAGAGAUGGAUCACAAUUAGAAGCAGCAACAGAUGAAACAAUUACAGUGAACAAACUCUUGCCGUACAAUACAGCAGAAGGCGAUGAAGAAAGUGACACAUUGAACCUCUUAAGAAUUCGAGGCAGAGAAUGGUUGUGAAUUCACUAUUGAGGGUCGACCCGAAUUCAGUGGAGAUAGGACCAUGAAAACUGACAUUUCUCCCUUCUCAUGACGAUUAACGAUCAUUUUUGAGUUUAACUAAUAUGCACUGAUAAUGUAAAUUGCAAAAUGCUUUCAUAUUUGUAUGACCAUUUGUG
Molecule: messenger RNA, 1299 nt
Organism: Solanum tuberosum (potato)
Lineage: Eukaryota; Viridiplantae; Streptophyta; Magnoliopsida; Solanales; Solanaceae
Product: mitogen-activated protein kinase kinase kinase A-like
Exons: 1
Coding region: 34-1038 (334 amino acids)
Biological process (GO): protein phosphorylation; signal transduction
Molecular function (GO): ATP binding; protein kinase activity
Source: RefSeq, a predicted model, not a curated record